Messenger RNA from Coffea arabica (coffee), 582 nucleotides. RefSeq lists its product as uncharacterized. The record is from RefSeq and is a predicted model, not a curated record. Lineage: Eukaryota; Viridiplantae; Streptophyta; Magnoliopsida; Gentianales; Rubiaceae.
AUGACCGAUGUUCUGGAGCGCUUAGCUGAGUGCCAAGGACCUGAACCAGUCAACCAACCUAAGAACCAAGUGAAGGGUGGGGAUAGAGCCCUUGAGCGAUUCUUGAAGUUCGCUCCACCUAGGUUUCAUAGAGGGUCUGAUCCCGAGGUAGCGGAAAAUUGGUUUGAGAGAAUGGUUGAGCUUUUUGCUGCUUUAGAUUAUGCCGAGGAAAGGCAAGUAAAUUUUGUAAUUUUCCAGUUUGAGGGAACGGCACGCUCAUGGUGGAACGUUGUAAGGGCGAAAUGGGAAAGAGAACAAACCCCUUGGACUUGGGUAAACUUUGAGAGGGAGUUUAAUGUCAAAUUUCUCCUGCCAAUUAUAGAAGAAAAGAGGGAGGACGACUUCAUUAAAUUGAAACAAGGAUUACUAAGUGUGGCCGAGUAUGAGGAGCGGUUCAUUAAACUUUCCAAAUUUGUCCCUGAGCUAGUGAUCACAGAGCGCAAAAGGAUAAGGAGGUUUAUUCAAGGACUAAACAUAGAUAUCCAAGAAUCUCUAGCAGCCGCCCAGAUCAUCACUUUUACGAAUGCCUUGGAUAAAGUAUAG